This is a messenger RNA of Botrytis cinerea B05.10, 1347 nucleotides long. RefSeq lists its product as hypothetical. The transcript has 3 exons. Lineage: Eukaryota; Fungi; Ascomycota; Leotiomycetes; Helotiales; Sclerotiniaceae. The record is from RefSeq and is a predicted model, not a curated record. The coding region runs from base 136 to 1317 and encodes 393 amino acids.
GCUCAAAUCUCUUUACAUCCACAUACAGCCUCGCUAUCGCAGUCUAUCUGGUCAUUAGAGACUCGUCCAUGGCACUGAACAACAUAUUGACUGCUACUUAAAACAAUCCACAACUUGUCGAGCCCUUUCUCCAAGAUGCAACUGACAUCCAUAGAGUCUCAGAUAUCAUGUCCGGAUUCAUUGAAAGUGGGCCAGGUUUUCAUGAUACUUUCGACGGAACCUACCCACCACGCUAUCCAGCAGAGCAACGGCGACGUCACUAAUCGCUGCCGACAUUCACGCCGUAUCAUUUUAUCUGUUCGAAAUCGGAAUAGCAGGCCAUCAAGCAGAGAGGAAAAUUCUCGCUCGAACGAUCAUACGCCCAUGUUCUAUGCGAAAGAACAUGAGGCUAACUCUGACAACUUAAGUCAAGAGAUACAACAUCAUAGGACCUGUGCGACACAGGCCCUCGCAAUUCUUGAAAGUGAUACUGAAAGAAGUCCUGUUGCCAUCGUUGGAAACGACGCCGGUCUUAUGUUUUCCGAAAAAGUCCUACAGCACCCUAGCGACCAGCCUGCAGAGUGCAGUGUCUGGGGAGACGAACUCUACCAAAACGAGCUAGGAGACGAACAUGUAUUGCAAAGUUCUGUCUAUGGAGUUAUCACGACGACGAACCAUAGAUUUGCAGAUGACGAAGUCGGCCGGCACGAUACGUGGAUACAUGCGAAAUGCAAUAUCGACCACCAGCAAAUUGUGCGUUCCUACCGAAAUCCAGCAUUCCAGAAUAGCCAUCGAAGAAACCGAAUAUGCAUCAAUCUUUGCGCUGUACCCGGACUGAUCAUCUCGUCGUAUGCAUUAUCAAAAUACGUUGUACAGACCUCAUUGCCAACGAUGAAGGGAACGAUGUUGCAUCGCAAUUUCACAGGGUUCCCAAUUAUCGAUCAUCCAAGCUCCACAACUUUCGUCUCCGCGGCCCUCGUGUACGGCAUGUGCUCUAUGUCAAUGUAUAGAGCAAAUUCACAUCAUCCCUAUCAACAGCACAUGGUUUUUCUUUUCAUCGUCUGUGGUAUAAUAUUUCAACUUUUUCGGUAUCCGAGUCUGAAUGAAGCUUUGGCUAUGGCGGCAGCUGCGACACCUGGUGGCGUCACAAUUGCAUUGGUUGUAAGCAUGAUAGGCCACUUUUGGUCGCCUAGUCAUGAGGAAGUCGUAUUUCAGGAUUUAAUCAAGAAGGUCGAGAAGAUGGUUCAUGAAGGAGAGAUGAAUUCGCAACAGGCGAGAUUUCUAAACGAGGUACAAGCACGCCGAAGUGCCAUCUCUAUUUGGUAUAUUGAGUAUUGAGACUCUACUAUUCCAAGUUGAAUAUUCCCA